Molecule: messenger RNA, 1086 nt
Organism: Amoebophrya sp. A25
Lineage: Eukaryota; Dinophyceae; Syndiniales; Amoebophryaceae
Source: the annotation of a GenBank genome assembly
AUGUGGGGCCAGGGCCUCGCAGCUACCUCGGCUCCUGCUGCCGUGCUUAUGGCUUGUUAGUCUUCAGUCGUACAACAUCACAAGCUAAAACUGUGUCACAGCUCGGUGUGAGUGAUCGCACGAUGACGAUGCCAACGCUCCAAUAUUAUUGUUGACUCUGCCAACCUACUUUUAUUACAUCUACGUGUACGUAGGAGCAGUCGUUUUGAUAAAGAUAGAGUUGUUGUACUCGACCGCGCAAAUAACAUGUAACUUGUGGCGGGGCCGGAAAUGAUUGUGCUGGUCAACCUCAACAAGGAAUAAUAACCAAAAAAUGAAAAUGAAAAAGAGUCUUAGCUAGAAGUCGGAAGGUAAGAGUACCAGGCGAAGGCGAGGCAGGGUACAACGACAACAUCUAUGAUGACAUAUUACAUCUUCGGUCGUUCAAUUUAGAACUACAGCUAGGUGAAGAAAUCAUCUUUCUUGGCACUAGUACUACAAGAAAUUGUAGAUGAUGAGAAUCUAAUGUUGCGACUUCUACGGGUGAGGAUGCUUCUCCUGCUAGCGAGAAACAGAAGCCAGCGGAGAGUGCGGUUGACCAACCAGCUCAGCCUGAUCUAGGGGUCCUAGAAGAGGACGACGUGCCUAUGAUUGUGCAACGUGUUUUCAGCACUCCAGCUCUCGGACAGGAAAUCGAAGAAACUGCGAACACGCAAGAGCAGGGUAAAGCACGCGACUCGGCGAUUGAGCAGGAGCUGCACAAGACAAAAGCGACACAACUUACAAGAAGUAUAACUACACAUCAACAUACAUUGACUACCGGAAGGGCAAGAGACGAGACUGACAUCUUUACUUGAUAGAUUGACUCAUCCUUCCAACAGUGUAACAAUAGUUGCAGUACUAGCUGUUGCUGUCCUUAUUUAUGUCUAAGACUGUCAAAUCAUGCCCUUGGACAUACACCAACAUACUUAGUUAUUCCAUUUCGUCCGCAAGUGCACCCGCCGUGAAGUUCAAUAUUUGCUCCACGUCCCACCUGCAUCGGACGAUCAUUAUCAUGCAAUUGCCAUCUUCAGGUUAUCUCGAUCGGUAUGCUGCAUUGAAGACGGA